Molecule: messenger RNA, 1468 nt
Organism: Gossypium arboreum
Lineage: Eukaryota; Viridiplantae; Streptophyta; Magnoliopsida; Malvales; Malvaceae
Exons: 1
Coding region: 74-1468 (464 amino acids)
Source: RefSeq, a predicted model, not a curated record
GUGUUUUUUUUUUUUUUAAACUUUUCAUUUGUUCAAUCAUUUUCAUGGUUUAAAGUAUCGCAUUAUUAGUACUAUGUUAAAGUUUCAUAACUUCUGCUUCAUAAUUGCAAUCCUUGCAGCAUUUUCUUUCAUCCCAAUCCUUUAUAAAUGUCAACUUUCCAGCAAUUGCUAUUCAUUUCAAAAGCCAGAGAUUGAUUUACUCACAUUCCCUUCUUCUUGGAAUCUUCUUUAUUUCCCUUCAGACCCUCCUCCGCUGACCCUUAAAAUUGCACUUUUUGUCAAGAAAUGGCCUCAAAGGUCUCAUGCAGGUGAGCUUGAAAGGCAUGCCUUGACCCUACACCUCGCACUUGCCAAAAGAGGCCAUCAAGUGCACAUUUUCACCACCUCUUCUCCAAAUACAUCCAUUCCCAAUCUAGUUUUUCACCUUUCAGAACCAACAGUUGGUGGAUAUUUGAACCAGACCGUGGUGUGGAGCCAGUUUCGAACUCAAAACUCGACCGGUACACCGUUCGACAUUGUUCACACCGAGAGCGUCGGGCUGAUGCAUGCCCAAGCAAAGGACGUGACCAACCUAGCUGUUACCUGGCAUGGAAUUGCAUAUGAAUCCAUUCAUUCCGAUAUAAUCCAAGAGCUUUUAAGAGAACCCGAAGAACAACAGGCUGCUAUGGUGACCAAGAAGAUUAUGAGAGUCGUCGAAGAGGUCCGGUUCUUUCCGAGAUAUUCCCACCAUGUUGCUACAAGUGAUCAUGCUGGGGAUAUACUCAAAAGGAUUUACAUGAUCCCUGAAGAACGAGUGCACAUCAUUCUCAAUGGAGUCGAUGAGGCGAUUUUCAGGCCCGAGUUGUCCCUAGGAAACGAGCUUAAACACGAACUUGGCAUUCCACAAAACGGGUCAUUGAUUUUGGGAAUGUCAGGGAGGUUGGUGAAAGACAAAGGGCACCCUUUGAUAUUCCAAGCAUUGAAAGAAAUAUUCAUGGAGAAUAACAGAUUCCAACAAAGUGUUGUUCUUGUGAUAGCUGGUGAUGGUCCAUGGGGUGCUAGAUACAAAGACCUUGGUGCCAACAUACUUGUUUUGGGUCCAUUGGGACGAGCUGAUUUAGCAAAGUUUUAUAACGCCAUCGAUAUUUUCGUGCACCCGACGUUCCGAGGUCAAGGACUGGAUCAAACUCCAUUAGAAGCAAUACUCAGUGGGAAACCAGUGAUGGCUACACGAGUUGCGAGUCUCACAGGGUCAGUGAUUGUGGGACCAGAACUGGGUUAUACGUUCUCACCCACAGUGGAGUCCUUGAAAAAGACACUGUAUAGAGUUUGGAACGAUGGGAAAGUGGUGUUGGAGAAGAAAGGCAAGGCUGCUAGGCAAAGAGGGUUGAAAUUGUUCACUGCCACCAAAAUGACAGCUGCAUAUGAAAGACUGUUUCUGUGCAUGUCAAAGGAAGCAUAUUGCAAAUACCCAAAUCAAUUUUAUUAA